Molecule: messenger RNA, 3620 nt
Organism: Rhodotorula graminis WP1
Lineage: Eukaryota; Fungi; Basidiomycota; Microbotryomycetes; Sporidiobolales; Sporidiobolaceae
Exons: 11
Coding region: 88-3516 (1142 amino acids)
Biological process (GO): DNA-templated transcription
Cellular component (GO): RNA polymerase II, core complex
Molecular function (GO): DNA binding; DNA-directed RNA polymerase activity; ribonucleoside binding
Source: RefSeq, a predicted model, not a curated record
GACCAGACCAAGCGCUACGAGCUCAACUUUGGCCAGAUCUACCUCUCGCCGCCGACCCAGACCGAGGCCGACGGCACCGUCGCCCCCAUGUUCCCCAACGAGGCCCGCCUCCGCAACCUCACCUACUCGGCGCCGCUGUACAUCGACCUCAAGAAGCGCGUCCUCGUCCAGGCGAGCGACGAGCCCAACCCCGAGACGGGCGAGCUCGACUGGGUCGACGAGGACCCGUCGGCGGCAGACGGCGACGGCGCAGACGGUGGACCGACAGAGGAGAAGAUCUACAUCGGCAAGGUCCCCAUCAUGCUCCAGAGCAAGUUCUGCAUUCUCGACGGCCUCGAGGAGAAGGACAAGCUCGAGCUCAACGAGUGCCCGUUCGACAAGGGCGGCUACUUCAUCAUCAACGGCUCGGAAAAGGUCCUCAUCGCGCAGGAGCGCAUGGCGACCAACCGCGUGUACGUGUUCGCCAAGUCGCAGCCGUCGCCCAUCUCGUACCUCGCCGAGAUUAGGUCGGCCGUCGAGAAGGGCGGCAAGACCAUCUCGUCGCUCCAGAUCAAGAUGAUGCGCCGCACCGAGCGCCAGUCGGGCGCCACGAUGAAGAGCACGAUCCCGUACAUUCGCGCCGACAUCCCGAUCGUCGUCGUCUUCCGCGCGCUCGACAUCAUCCCGGACAAGGACAUCCUCGACCACAUCGUGUACGACCGCACCGACACCGAGAUGUUUGAGCUCAUGAAGCCCUGUCUCGAGGACGCGUUCCCGAUCCAGUCUCGAGACGUCGCCCUCGACUUUAUCGGCCGCCGCGGCACCGUCUCUGCCCUGUCGCGCGACCGUCGCAUCAACUACGCGCAGGAGAUCCUCCAGAAGGAGAUGCUGCCGCACGUGUCGAUGGCGCCCGGCCAGAACACCAAGAAGGCCUUCUUCUUCGGCUACAUGGUCCACCGCCUCCUCCUCGCGGCGCUCCAGCGCCGAGAGCUUGACGACCGCGACCACUUUGGCGCCAAGCGGCUCGACCUCGCCGGCCCGCUCUUGGCCGCCCUGUUCCGCAUGCUGUUCCGCAAGUUGACCAAGGACGUGUACCGCCACCUCCAGAAGUGCGUCGAGACGGGCAAGCCGUUCAACAUCAACUCGGCCGUCAAGUCGACGACGAUCACCAACGGGCUCAAGUACUCGCUCGCGACGGGCAACUGGGGCGACCAGAAGAAGGCCAUGUCGGCCAAGGCGGGCGUGUCGCAGGUCCUGAACCGGUACACGUUCGCUUCAACCCUGUCGCACUUGCGGCGCACCAACACGCCGAUCGGCCGCGACGGCAAGAUCGCCAAGCCGCGCCAGCUGCACAACACGCACUGGGGCAUGGUGUGCCCGGCCGAGACGCCCGAGGGCCAGGCGUGCGGCCUCGUCAAGAACCUCGCGCUCAUGGCCUACAUCUCGGUCGGCACCCCGUCGGCGCCCAUCGUCGAGUUUCUCGAGGAGUGGGGCAUGGAGAACCUCGAGGAGUACUCGUCCGACAUGAGCAAGGCGACCAAGGUGUUCGUCAACGGCGUCUGGCAGGGCGUCCACCGCGACCCGGCCCAGCUCGUGUCGACGAUCAAGUCGCUCCGGCGCCGGGGCGACAUCUCGUACGAGGUGUCGAUCGUGCGCGACGUGCGCGAGCGCGAGCUGCGCCUGUUCACCGACGCCGGCCGCGUGUGUCGCCCGCUGUUCGUCGUCGAGGACCAGCGCCUCGCCCUGCGCAAGGAGCACAUCGACGCCCUGAACCGCGACCCGGCCGGCGGCGCGCUCGGCGGCGGCGACGAGGACGACGACGACGACGAGGCGUCGCGCAAGCUCAAGUGGAACGACCUCGUCGAGCAGGGCAUCGUCGAGUACCUCGACGCCGAGGAGGAGGAGACGGUCAUGAUCUGCAUGACGCCCGAGGACCUCGAGUCGUCGCGGCACCACGCCGAGACGGGCGAGCUCGAGGUGACGGCCGGCGGGCUCGGCGACGCGUCGGCGACGGUCAAGGCGACGGGCGCCGCCAAGACGCACACGUGGACGCACUGCGAGAUCCACCCGAGCAUGAUCCUCGGCAUCUGCGCGUCCAUCAUCCCGUUCCCGGACCACAACCAGUCGCCGCGCAACACGUACCAGUCGGCCAUGGGCAAGCAGGCCAUGGGCGUCUACCUCACCAACUACCAGGUCCGCAUGGACACGAUGGCCAACAUCCUGUACUACCCGCAAAAGCCCCUCGCGACGACGCGCUCGAUGGAGUACCUCCACUUCCGCGAGCUGCCCGCCGGCCAGAACGCGAUCGUCGCCAUCCUGUGCUACUCGGGCUACAACCAGGAGGACUCGGUCAUCAUGAACCAGUCGUCGAUCGACCGCGGCCUGUUCCGCUCCCUGUACUACCGGUCGUACAUGGACCAGGAGAAAAAAUCGGGCCAGGUCCAGCUCGAGGAGUUUGAGAAGCCGACGCGCGACUCGACCCUGCGCCUCAAGCACGGCACGUACGAGAAGCUCGACGCCGACGGCCUCGUCGGACUCGGCGAGCGCGUCGCAGGCGAGGACAUCAUCAUCGGCAAGACGGCGCCGCUCCCGACCGACUCCGAGGAGCUCGGCCAGCGCCUCAAGUCGCACACGAAGCGUGACGUCUCGACGCCGCUCAAGUCGACCGAGAACGGCAUCGUCGACCAGGUGCUCCUCACGACCAACUCGGAAGGCCUCAAGUUCGUCAAGAUCCGCGUGCGCUCGACCCGAGUGCCCGAGAUUGGCGACAAGUUCGCCUCGCGCCACGGCCAGAAGGGCACGAUCGGCAUCACGUACCGCCAUGAGGACAUGCCGUUCUCGCCCGAGGGCACGACGCCCGACAUCAUCAUCAACCCGCACGCCAUCCCGUCGCGCAUGACGAUCGGCCACUUGGUCGAGUGCCUCCUGUCCAAGGUGUCGACCAUCACGGGCAACGAGGGCGACGCGACGCCGUUCAGCGAGGUGACGGUCGAGGCCAUCUCGUCGCUCCUGCGCAACUACGGCUACCACUCGCGCGGCCUCGAGGUCAUGUACAACGGCCACACCGGCCGCAAGCUCCAGGCGCAGGUCUACCUCGGCCCGACCUACUACCAGCGCCUCAAGCACAUGGUCGGCGACAAGAUCCACGCCCGAGCUCGUGGCCCGGUCCAGAUCCUGACGAGGCAGCCUGUCGAGGGUCGCUCGCGCGACGGCGGCUUGAGGUUCGGCGAGAUGGAGCGCGACUGCAUGCUCGCGCACGGUGUCGCAGGCUUCCUCAAGGAGCGCGUCUUCGACGUCAGCGACGGCUACCGGGUCCACGUCUGCGAGAUCUGCGGCUUGACCGCCAUCGCCAACCUCAAGAAGCAGUCGUUCGAGUGCCGCGCGUGCCGGAACAAGACGGCCAUUGCCCAGGUCCACAUCCCGUACGCGGCAAAGCUCCUCUUCCAGGAGCUCCAGGCGAUGAACAUCGCGUCGCGCUUCGGCUUCGAGGACAAGGCGAGCGAGAACGUGGCCCGCCAGCAGGCGGCCGACUCGUGAGCGACGAGGUCGAGCUUUUGAGGAGGACGAGGGAGCGCAGCAGGAUCCAGACGUGUCGGCGUGUUGUACGAUGCCGAGUGUGCAAGGCAGUUGUCCCGCAUAGA